GGGCAUAUGGUCAAUUGGUGUCAACAUCUGACCAGGUGGCUAAAGAAGGGGAUAAUGAAGUAGUAAUCUCAUGUACCUAUUCAAAUGAUGCUUCUGAAAUAUUAAACAUGAAAUGGGAUGAAGUGAAUAAAGAUGGGGCCAUUAUAACUUCCGGUAUUGUAAAUGAUAUCCAGUCAGUCAAUGGACGAUACGCCCUUAGAACAAAAUAUGGCAAGGCUGAUCUGGUUAUCUCAAAACCUAUAAGAAAUGAUAAUCAAAGAAAAUUUCUAUGUGAGAUCCAACUAUUUAGCGGCAAGUACAUCUACCCAGACCAUCCUUCCAACCUCACUGUUUAUUACCUAGAUGAGCCUGUUCUCCGUUCAUCAGCAAAUAGUGUCUUUGAAGAUCAGUUAGUGAUUUUGAACUGUAGUAAACCUGAUGGUGACCCGGUCCCUAAUUAUAUCACAUGGUAUAAAGAUGGAAAAGCACUCAACACCAAAGACACCAGCAGAUUUGCUACAAGUGAAGAUGAACAUAAAAUACGCAUUGACCCGGCAACUCGAACUGAUGGUGGCUUGUAUACGUGUAAAGCUGAAAGUGAUAUAUUUAGAGGGAAUGAUAGCAAAACUAGUAAUCAAAUUGACCUGAAAGUGAUAUACCUAGAUGAUCCUGUACUCAAUACUUCAGCAAGCAGUGCCUCUGAAGGGAAAUCAGUAAUCUUGACCUGUAGGAAACCUGAUGGUUAUCCAGUCCCUAGUAUCUCAUGGUAUAAAGAUGGACAAACAUUCGACACCACAGACACCACUAGAUUUAUUACAAGUGAAGAAGCAAUAAUCAUUAAAUCUGCAACUGCAGAUGACGGUGGCAACUAUAUGUGUAAAGCUGUAAGUGAUGAAAAAGAUGGUAAACCCAGUAAUACAAUUCCCUUGAAAAUAAAGCGAUACGACUUUAUAUUUCGGAAGAGCCUUGAAGUCACAGAAGUGAUAAGUUAUGAUAAUUCAAAAGAAAUAUUUACAAAAUAUCGUCCUAGUAUUGCAAGGUUUGAGAAGGUCCAAUGGGAUCUUAUAGUCGACAGUAAAAAAAUUCCCAAAGGGGAGGGCAAUCCUCCUACGCUGUGCAGUAGUACUACAUAUUUCUUCAAUCACGAUCAAGUUGAUGAACAAGAAAAGGAUAAUGAUGAAACAGAGACUAUGCAGCCUACAAAUUGUACUAUAUCAAAUGGAACAAUCCGCCUGAAGCUUACAACAGACUUUGCGGAGUCAGGAGAGAAAUACGUAUGUACCAUACAUAGACAUGGAUAUCAAUGUUUUCAAUUUGAAGCGAGUGAUAUUGAAGAAGCAACCUGUGGUGAGGAUGUUAAGUUGAAAUUUGAAUGUGUUGGACAGUCACCUGUCUUGGAGAAAGUUGAUGGAACAUACGUUCGUCUAAAUCCUGAACCACGUAAUACUGAUAAGGAUGAUUGCUUUUUCAAAAUCUCUAAAUGUACAUCAAAAGAUGCUGGAAAAUAUUGGUGCAGUUCUUAUAAAGAUAAAAGGAGAAUCAUAAUGGAAAAAGUGCUCAAAGUUAAAGUGAAUAAUAUUGUAGUAGCAACCUGUGGUGAUAAUGUUGAGUUGAAAUGGGAAUGUGGAGGACGGUCAUCAGAACAUGUUUUGAAGAAAGUUGCUGAAAAAUACAAUAGUCUAAAAUUAAAACCUAAUUUAUCUUUAAAUACUGAUGGGGAUAAUUGGUUUUUCAAAAUCCCUACUUGUACAUCAAAAGAUGCUGGAAUAUAUCAGUGCAGUUUUUAUAAAGAUGGAAAGAAAAUCAUAAUUGAAAAAAUUCUCAAAGGAUUUAUCGAAGCUAUAAAACUUUAG
Anneissia japonica is the source of this 1832-nucleotide messenger RNA. RefSeq names its product hemicentin-2-like. NCBI's taxonomy places the organism in Eukaryota, Metazoa, Echinodermata, Crinoidea, Comatulida, Comatulidae. The transcript has 9 exons. Gene Ontology annotation, molecular function: cell adhesion molecule binding. The annotation marks the transcript as partial. Gene Ontology annotation, cellular component: cell-cell junction. Gene Ontology annotation, biological process: cell-cell adhesion. The record is from RefSeq and is a predicted model, not a curated record.